AUGCCAUUUGGAUUCAAAGCAACAAGUUGAGAGGUGGUAGGAACCCCAGCAAAAGGGAAAGGAGACUGUCUUGCUUGUCUUGCCGGACAUUUUUGUCUGAAUGGUACUGUUGUACCAGAACCUUGUGGAAAAGGCAAAUACACAAAUCCAGGACAAUCAGUUUGUCAGACAUGUUUGGCUGGUCGCUUCUGUGAUAGUGAAACCACAACUGAAACAAGCAUGAACACAACCAAACUUUGUCCAGCUGGAAAGUAUUGUAGAGCAGGACUGACAGAUGUUGGUGAUGCCACUGAUUGCCAAAGAGCACAUUACUGUCCUGAAGGUCACCCUGUUGAAAUUCCUUGCCCUGUUGGUACAUUUAACCGAGAUACCAAGGGAGGAAAUAUAUCUGCCUGUAGAAUGUGUACUGCAGGGAAAUACUGUCUUGAGAAAUCCAUAGAUGAGACAGGUGACUGCAGUCCUGGCUUCUAUUGUCCAACCAACAUCACAGAUGGAGUCUCGAGUUUACGUAUUGGCUCAUAUGGUCCUAUACAGGAACCUUGUCCAAAGGGUACUUUCUUUAAUGAGUCAGGAGGGAGGUUCGUAGAGGAUUGUCGAGAGUGGACUAUAGGUCAUUACUGUCCAACAGGAUCUCAGACACCCACAAUUUGUAAAACUGGUCACUACUGUCCACCUGGGUCAGGUGACCCUCAACCUUGUCCCGUGGGAACAUUUAAUAAUCAGAGUGGAGCUUACUAUUUGGAGAACUGCACAGACUGUACACCUGGCUGGUACUGUGAUGCUCAAGGACUCUCCAUUCCAAGAGCGCAGUGUGACCCAGGUUAUGUGUGUUAUGGUGGAGCGUAUACUGGAACUCCCAAUGAUGGAAAAACAGGGAGACCUUGUCCCCAAGGGACUUUCUGUGUUGCCGGCUCUUUUGAAUUUGAUUCUUGUCGUGUUGGAACAUACAGUAAGAGCACUGGUGGAACAAGUGACCAAGACUGUCAGUUGUGUGAUCCUGGAUACUUCUGUUCCAAGAAGCAACUAACAGCUCCGGAGGGACCAUGUGAUCCUGGUUAUUAUUGUCCAGAGGGGUCCAUCUUGAGCAAUCAAACAAUCACUCCACCUGGAUUUUUCACUCCAGCAGGAUCAUCAGAGCCACAGCCCUGUCUACCAGGAACAUAUCAACCACAUGAAAAACAAAGUAAUUGUCUUCCUUGUGAGCCAGGAUUUUACUGCCCCACAAAGAGCAUGGUCAAUGGUACGGAAUGUGAACGAGGUUUCUACUGUCCACCUGGCACAGACAGACCAUUUGCAUGUCCUGAAGGGACAUUUAACAAUUACACUCGUCAAGUGUACAACUCAAGCUGCGAACCAUGUCCACCAGGAAAAUACUGUAAUCCAACAGCACAGAGUUUCCCCACAGGCCCUUGCGAUGCAGGAUACAUUUGUUUCUACAAUGGAACAAGGCCAACGCCCACAUUUGAAGAAGGUGUUUUGGAUUGGGGAAGGGUGUGUUCAGCUGGUAAAUACUGUCCAAGUGGAACAACGGAUGAGAUACCAUGCCCAGAAGGAACAUAUCGUAAGGUAACCCGUGGUGAAUCUGUGGGUAAUUGUGAACCUUGUGAUCUGGGACAUUACUGUAAUGGUACAGGACGUACCAAUGUAGCUGGUCUCUGUGAUCCUGGUUAUUUUUGUUUGCGUGGGGCUAAAAUACCCAAGCCAAACAAUGAUUCUACUGGUGGAAUUUGCCCAAGAGGAAGUUCUUGCUUAGCUGGACAGCAACCAGAAAAGUGUCAGCCAGGCUUUCAUGCUCCCAUUGAAGGAAAAGAGGUAUGCCAAGUAUGUGAGGCAGGUACCGAGUGCCUUAUAGGAACAAUUGACCCUCCGCCUUGUCCUCAAGGCUAUUUUUGCGUACAAGGAACAACAGCCAAACAGGCGUGCCCCAUUGGUACAUUUGGUAAUAGAACAGGGCUGAAGGAAAGGUCUGAGUGCACAUACUGCUUGGCUGGCCAGUACUGCGAGACUGAGGCAUUGAAGGAUGUAACUGGUCCAUGUGAUCCAGGGUACUUUUGCUUUAAAGGUGCCAAGGUAUCAACACCCCCAGAUGACCCAGACAAUGAUCCUUUUUGGUUUGGUGAAUGUCCUGAGGGAGGUUAUUACUGUGAGAGAGGUGUCUCCCAACCUACACCCUGUCCACCCGGAAGGUUUGCACCUGGUAAUGUUGGCAGAUUAAAGUCAGUAGAUGAAUGCACCCUGUGUACUGCUGGCUCUUACUGUGCAGUGGGACAUCAAGAUCAUGUGAAUGGUACUUGUGAUCCUGGCUUCUUUUGUCUUGAGGGAUCCCCAACUCCGAGACCUAAUACAACAUAUGGUGGAAUCUGUCCUCCUGGGUUCCACUGCCCUGCUGGGUCAGCUUUUCCACAGCCAUGUGAUCCAGGGACUUAUAACAAUGCAAGUGGUCAAGCAUCGUGUCAGACAUGUCCAGGAGGCUUUUAUUGCAGUGGAAAUACAACAAGUCCCGAAGAGUGCCCAUCUGGCUUUUACUGCCCACCACAAACAAGUUAUGCUACUGACAACCCAUGCUCUGAAGGAACAUUUAACAACUUGACAGGCAUGUCCUCUGUCAGUGCUUGUGUACAAUGCACAGCUGGAUAUUACUGCAACAGGCAAGGUCUUUCUGAUGUUACUGGUCCAUGUGAUGCUGGAUACUACUGCAGUGGAGGUGCAACAGCAGCAAAACCUGUCGCCAAUGGGGGCAAGUGCCUUAAUGGAACAUACUGUCCAGAAGGAAGUUCUCAACCUCUCCAGUGCCCUGCUAAAAAAUAUUGUGGUGGUGAAGCUUUGCCAGCACCUUCAGGUCACUGAGCAGCUGGUUAUUACUGUGUGGGAGGCUCCAAAACAGACAGACCAACAGAUGGGGCCACUGGUUCUGAAUGUCCGGAGGGUUCAUACUGUAUUGAAGGCAGUGCCACACCAGCACCAUGUCCUAAUGGUACCUACUCUAAUACUACUAAGAAUGAAAAGGUAGAGGACUGUGUUGACUGCACCAGUGGUUUUUACUGUGAAGGAAAUGGAAAUAAAGAACCCACUGACCAGUGUGAUCCUGGAUAUUACUGUCCUCCUGGACAGAGAGUGAAAAAUCCAAAUGGAUUUGAGUGUACUCUUGGCCACUUCUGCCUAAGAGGUUCAAAAGAACCUCAAAGAUGUCAGUCUGGAUUUUACCAGGACAGCAGAAAUCAGUCAUCUUGUAAGGUUUGUCCAGAAGGAUUCUAUUGUGACAACCGCUAUGCCCCUGUGGUUCUGUACCAAAACAGCACCUGUCCUCCAGGGUAUUUUUGUCCUAUUGCCACCACUCACGCUUAUGAGUUUCCCUGUCCACUUGGAACAUUUAGCAAUACUUCUGGUCUCUCUCAUGUUGAUGAAUGCAGUCCAUGUCCAGGUGGCUACUAUUGCGAUGAACUAGGACAGACAACAUAUACAAAGCAAUGUGAUGGAGGGUAUUUCUGCCGUAGUGGUGCAUCUGUGUCAAGCCCGGAAGGUCUCUCUGUAAAUGCAACUUUGUGUCCCCCUGGUACCUUCAACUACACAGAUGCUGGCCCAUGUCCAGCUGGUUUUUACUGCCCCAUUGGUACUGCAGAGCCUGAGAAGUGUCCUCCUGGAACCUUCAGCAAUGAAACCAAAUUGUCAUCAGUGGAACAGUGCAAAAACUGUACACCUGGAUACUACUGUGAGAACUUCAAUUUGGUGGAGCCUGAAGGACCGUGUUUAGAAGGGUACUACUGCCCAUCAGGGGCAUCAAAGCGAAACAUGAUUGAGUGCCCUGCUGGUGCAUAUUGCAUAGAGGGUACUUAUGAGCCAGAAUUGUGUCCAAAUGGAACAUUCAGAAACUUCACAAAGGGAACGUCCAUUAAUGAUUGUUAUAACUGCACCCCAGGGUAUUAUUGCCAAGGUGUUGGACUAACAAAAGAGACUGGUGCUUGUGCAGAAAGGUAUUACUGUCCUGGAGGGAACAAGGUGAAAGAUCCACACCAUUUUUUCUGCCCAGUAGGCCACUUCUGUCCAGGAGGGACAUCUGAACCCAUCCCAUGCCAAAAUAACAGCUUUGCCAAAUCAACACAUGCCAAGGAAUGCUCUCUGUGCCCUGCAGGAUUCUUUUGUAAAGUAGCUGGUGUUCCUAAGAACUGCACAAAAGGCUUCUACUGCCCUUAUGGAACUGGUAUUGACUUGAAACCAUGUCCCAAAGGAACCUAUGGUGAUCAGGAGGGAUUGGAGAAAGUCUCUCAAUGUAGGGUCUGUGACCCAGGAAAGUACUGUGGGUAUGAACAUGCCACAAAUUACACUGGUGACUGUGCACCUGGGCACUGGUGUGCUUAUGGCCUUGACAGGCCUGAUCCCAUCGGGGACAACAUUACAGCAUACAAUGCCAGUACAAAUUACUCUUGUCCACAUUUUGAUGGCAGAGAAACAGGCUAUGGAGGUAUAUGUCCAAUUGGUCACUUCUGUCCUCAAGGAUCACAAGCACCACUCCCUUGUCCACCAGGAACUUAUGGACAUCUUCCCAAGCUUGCCAAGUGUUUAACCUGUCUAGAAGGCUAUUACUGCCCAGGAAAUAACUCUGAAUUUGAGUCUCGCCCAUGUCCAGAAGGAUACUUCUGUCCAAAUGGAACAUCAUAUUCUAACCAAUUCCCCUGUCCAGCUGGAACAUACAAUAACAGAACCCAGGGUACUAAGAUAGAGGACUGUGUCAGUUGCAGACCUGGCAUGUAUUGUCCAGUGGAAGGAAUGCCACAACCUAUUCAAUACUGUGCUGCUGGCUACUUCUGUAGGCGUAAUGCUACCAGUGCUACCCCAGAUCAAGGGAAUGAUGCCAACAUUUGUCCAGUGGGUCAUUACUGCCCAGAAGGAACUGGUGAACCAGUAGACUGCCCUCUUGGAACAUAUGGGAAUGAUACUGCCUACAAGGAUGUCAAUGAAUGCUGGAACUGCACAGCAGGUUUCCAUUGUUCUCGGCCUGGGCGGAAUUCUCCAGUUGGGCCAUGUGACCCUGGCCAUUACUGUCCAGUUGGCUCAUCAAGUCCAAAGGAAGUCCCAUGGCAACCUGGAACAUACUGUAUUGGACAGAAUGAAGAAGCAGCAUUGUGUCCCAUUGGAACAUUCCAGCCAGAGUAUACCAGAACAAGUAUCAGUGACUGUAUCAAUUGUACUGCAGGAUUUUAUUGCUCUACACCUGGACAAGCAAACUACUCUGGCCCUUGUAAGAGUGGCUCAUACUGUCCAACUGGUUCAUCUGUUCCUGAUCCAGUGGAAUGUCCUACUGGGUUUCACUGUCCUACUGGCAGUGCUGUACCCAAACCAUGUCCAGCAGGGACUUUCACAAACUCAACAGGAAGAGACAAUUGUGAUCCGUGUCCAGAUGGCUUUUACUGCUUCCCUCUAGAACUAGCUAGAAAUGAAUCUACUGGGUACCGCAUCUGUCCAAGGGGGUUCUACUGCCCAGAGGGAACUGGUCUUGACUGGCAGUCAUGCCCUGCUGGUACCUACAGUGAUGACCUUGGCUUGUACAAAGAAAAACAGUGUAAAGAUUGUGAUGGUGGAAAAUUUUGUAAUGGAAGAAACUUGACUUCUCCCACAGAUUUCUGUGCACCAGGCUACUUUUGCACCAUAGGUGUUUCUGUUGAUAAACCUUAUAUUGAUGGAUACAAUGUUACCAAUGGUUCUUGCCCUAAUCCAACAUUCCUUGGCCAGUACACUGGCAUUGGUGACAUCUGUCCUCCAGGAACAUUCUGUGUUCAGGGUUCCGUCGUACCCGAGGCAUGCGAAGCAGGAACAUACAACGAUGAGACUGGUCAAGACAAAUGCAAAGCUUGUCCUUCUGGUUUCUAUUGCUCGGGACAGACAGUGAUGUUUAUUAACUUCACCUGUCCAAGUGGUCACUACUGUCCCUUCAACACUACUCAGCCAUACGAGCACCCCUGUCCACCAGGCACAUAUAACAAUUUAACAGGACAGAAGACACAAGCAUCCUGCCUUUCUUGUCCAAAAGGUAGCUAUUGUGAGGGUUAUGGAAACUCCUGGCCAACAGGCCUCUGUAGUGCUGGGUGGUACUGUAAUGGAAGUGCAACUUCCAACAUGACCAUUACACAUGGUGGUAAAUGUCAACCAGGUUAUUAUUGUCCUGAAGGUUCUGGGGAACCAAGGGAAUGUGACGGAGGGAAAUUCUGUGAUGUUGAUGGCCUGAGUGAACCUAAAGGAAACUGUAGUGCAGGUUAUUUCUGCAAGUUAAAGGCAAGUACUUCAACACCAACUGACAGCACUGGAGGAAGGUGUCCUCCUGGCCACUACUGCCCUGAAGGAUCCAUGGAUCCUACUGCUUGUGAACCAGGGACUUAUUACGGUGGCAUUGUAGCAACAAACUCAAGUGCAUGUGUGCUUUGUACUGCUGGCAAGUUCUGUAAUACAUCUGGUCUGUCUGCACCUGAUGGAAUCUGUUCUGCUGGGUACUAUUGCCCUGCUGGACAGUCAGUCGGUACACCAGCUUUGUUUGGCUGCCCCACUGGAAGUAAAUGUACUCAAGGUUCUCCAACUCCUGAAUAUUGUGAAUCUGGUUACUAUCAAGAUGAACCUCUACAAGACACUUGCAAAGAAUGCCCUGCUCGUUACUACUGCAAUGCGACAUUUGGUGGAGUAAAGAAUUACAAUCUUUAUUUAUGUCCAGACGGAUACUUCUGUCCGAGUGGAACUCGAUUUGCAGAGGAAUUUCCCUGUGAGAAUGGCACUUUUAACAACUUGACAGGCCGUGCAAGUCAGAGUGAAUGUACACCUUGUCUUCCACGCUAUUAUUGUGGGGAACCAGGUUUGACUCAUCCCAAGACACUUUGUAGCUCUGGAUACUUCUGCAAGAAAGGUGCAAUGACUGCCACACCUGAGCAGGGAAGUGAUGCAAAUAUUUGUCCACAAGGAAAGUAUUGUGAGGAAGGUACAGAAGAACCAGAACUUUGUCCUGCUGGAACGUUCAGUAAUGCUUUAGGUUUGCAUAACUCGAGCCAGUGUACCCCAUGUACCGAAGGUUAUUACUGUGAAUUUAGUGGAAAGACAUCGGAAACAGGGCAAUGCGAUGAGGGCUAUUUCUGUGUCCAGGGUUCGAUCAGUAAGCAGCAAGAAGUCUGUCCUGCAGGAAAAUAUUGUCCACUUGGCACUCAUACACCCAAGGACUGUCCCAUUGGAACUUACUCUAACACCACUGGCCUGUGGAAAGAAGAUCAGUGUACCAAUUGCACAGCUGGCUCAUACUGCUUGGAAAGAGGACUUAGUUAUCCCACUGGGCAGUGUACAGCGGGUUAUUACUGUCCCACUGGCUCCUCAGUGGACAAUGCUGUUCCAUGUCCUAUUGGCUUACACUGCCCCACAGCUAGCGCCACUCCAAAGGAUUGUCCCUCUGGAACAUUUACCAACGCCACAACGCAGCCAUCUUGUCAGGAUUGUCCUCCUGGAUAUUACUGUUUACCUGAAAAUGUCACAGCAGGCGAUCCAAAGUCUGGUUACCACGAGUGCCCCAGGGGGUACUACUGUCCUCUUGGGACUGGUUUAGACUGGAAGCCAUGCCCACUUGGUACAUUUAGUAACAAAACAAAGCUUAGCUUGGUGACUCAGUGUGAGGAUUGCCUGGGAGGUAAGUACUGUGGUGAGCUCCAUGCCAUCGAGCCUACUGGAGACUGUUUUGGUGGACACUACUGCGAGUCCGGCGUUGACAAACCAGAUCCUAUUAAUUCAGUGAAUGGAACGUCACUACUUGGCAACUGCUCCAUCCUGGGAUUGCACACAGGAUAUGGUGGAGUAUGUCCAGUGGGUCACUACUGUCGUAAAGGUUACACCCUUCCAGUGCCGUGUCCUGAUGGAAGUUACCAAGAUGAAGAAGGAAAAACAUAUUGUAAAUCGUGUCCUGCUGGCUUCUUCUGUCUUGCCCAGGCCUCCACAUUCAAUGACUCUGUCUGUCCAUCCGGAAGAUAUUGUCCAAUAAACACAAGUGUUCCAUAUCUCUGUGACGAGGGUACUUUUAACCAUUUAACCGGACAGGAAGCAGAAUCAAGCUGUGUUCCUUGUACUGGUGGAAUGUAUUGUGAAGGAACUGGUCUGAGUAAGCCCACUGCCCUCUGUUAUGGUGGGUGGUUCUGCAGAAAUGGAUCAACGAACCCUACACCUGAUGGAGGUCGCUGUCCGACGUCUCAUUAUUGCCCCAAUGGAUCAGCUUUGCCAACACCCUGUGAUCCAGGAAAGUACUGCCCACGCCCAGAACUGUCAGAACCAGAGUUUGACUGUGAGGCUGGUCACUACUGUACAUCUGGAGCAAAAGAAGCCAAACCUACAGAUGGAAUGACAGGAGAUAUCUGUCCAAAUGGCAAGUAUUGUCCCAGAGGAAGUGGGGCACCUGAGGAUUGUCCAAUUGGAACAUUCUUGAAUAGUACAGGCAAUAGAAAUGUGACUGACUGUCAAGACUGUACUCCAGGGUGGUACUGUGGUGGAAGUGGGCUGCCUGUGCCCACAGCGUUGUGUAAGGCAGGCUACUUUUGCAGCGGUAGAGCAGAAAGCGAUGAUCAGCACGAAUGUCCCGAAGGAAACAAAUGUCCUGAAGGAAGUCCAAAUCCCAUACCUUGUGAAGCAGGAUAUUACCAAAACGAAAAAGCAAAACCAGCGUGUAAAAUCUGCCCAAAGGGCUUCUAUUGCAAUGACACUAAUGGCCCAGUCAUACUAUAUGGACAGUAUAUCUGCAUAGAGGGUCAUUAUUGUCCAAGCGGUACAAGAUAUGCAGAACAGUUUAAGUGUCCUCCAGGCACAUUCAACAAUAGAACUGGCAUAGACGAAGAGUCAGAUUGUAGGACAUGUACUGGUGGCAUGGUCUGUGAUGAGUGGGGUUUGGUGUCUCCAUACAAGUUAUGUGGGGCUGGAUAUUUCUGUAGAGAGGGUGCCAAUAGUACCACACCAGAACUUGGGGAAAAAGCUGACAUUUGUCCCGCCGGUUAUUACUGCCCUGAAGGUGUUGACAAGCCAAUCGAUUGUCCAGCUGGUACUUACAGCCCAGCAACAGGUCUUCAGGCAGAACACGAAUGCUUAGAUUGUACUGGUGGAGAAUUCUGUAAUGAAACAGCCAUGACAAAAACAGCAGGACCUUGCAAACUUGGUUACUAUUGUCCAGUACGUUCCUCAAGCGAAACACAAAUUCAAUGUCCUUCGGGCCGUUAUUGCACACAGGGUACCCAUCAUCCCUUCCCAUGUCCAUCAGGAACUUAUUCAAAUGGCAGUGGUUUAGAGAAGGCAGACGACUGUACUGAUUGCAGACCAGGAUAUUUCUGUGAUGACGAGGGACUUGUUGAGCCAAAGGAUCAAUGUGACGAGGGCUAUUAUUGCCCCAAGGGUCAAAAUGUUAGUAAUCCGUAUCCUUGUCCAGCUGGCAAGCAUUGCCCGAAAGGAAGUCCUGAACCUCGAGAUUGCCCCGCAGGGACAUUUGCCGAAAGUCCCAGAUCAUCGGAAUGUGCGACGUGCCCUGAGGGCUAUUAUUGUCUCCCAGAACUUGUUAUUUCAGGUGACUCGAGUUCUGCCAAGCAUGACUGUCCAGAGGGGUACUUUUGUCCAAAUGGUACGGGGGCUGAUUGGAAACAAUGUCCUGCUGGUACUUACAACAACAGGAAGAACUUAGUGCGAGAACAAGACUGCACGCCCUGUUCUGGUGGCAAAUUUUGUAGAGGUACAAACCUAACGGAACCAAGUGGAAGCUGUAGUGCUGGCUACUAUUGUGUGUCUGGUGCAGCAUCACCAAACCCAUACAUGACAAACUUGACACAGAGUCCUGCCCAUUUUGAGCACAUCACUAUUGGUGACGUUUGUCCCCGUGGACACUUCUGUAUAGCUGGCAGUGUCAUCUUUCAAGGCUGCCCUGCUGGUACGUAUCAAGACGAGGAAGGCAAAGCUAGUUGCAAACGAUGUCCACAAGGCUUCUAUUGCUAUGCUAACUCCACCACAUAUCAAGGCAAUCAAUGUCCCAAAGGUCAUUACUGUCCAGAAGGUUCGCCCAGACCUCGUUAUCAACCAUGUCAACCAGGUACUUACAACCCCAAGGUUCAGGGCAACUCGUCGCUCAACUGCUUACCUUGUGACCCUGGUCACUACUGUGCUAAUUAUGGAAACGAAAAACCCACAAAUUCUUGCAGUGCUGGGUUUUAUUGUCCUGGAGGCAACAGCAAAGCUAAACCUGCUGCAACGCGUUGCACACCUGGUCACUUUUGUCCAGAUUCUUCCCAUAACAUGACAAUAUGCACACCUGGAAGGUAUUGUGAUGAGCACGAGCUGCAUCAUACAAAAGGACCGUGUGACCCUGGAUAUUACUGUCCAGCAGGAUCCACCAGCAGCCGCCAAGAGGAAUGUAAAGAAGGACACUAUUGCCCAUUGGAAUCACCUUACCCGUUGCCCUGUCAACCAGGCUAUUAUUUACCUGGAAAGAAACACGAGAAUGAUUCAGAGUGUGUACAGUGUAUAGCUGGUAUGUUCUGCAACAGCAGUGGUCUAAGCUAUCCAGAUGGGUAUUGUGAUAGAGGGUACUUCUGUCCACCCGGCCAGACAGUUUCAUCUCCAAACUCACAUCCCUGCCCAGUGGGUCACUUUUGCCUGGAGGGAUCACCUCUUCCAGAACGCUGUCCAAAUGGCACUUACCAAGAUAGUCAGUAUUCCUCCAAAUGUAAGGAAUGUUUGCCUGGGUACUACUGUGAUAAUACUUUAGUUGCUGUGAGUAACCUGACAGGAUAUGAAUGCCCCAUGGGACACUAUUGUCCCUCAGGGACAUCAUUUUCAACUCAACACAAGUGUCCAUCUGGAACAUGGAGCAACAAGACUCGACUUGAGCGAGCUGAACAAUGUACAGAGUGCCCUCCUAGGUACUUUUGUCAGCAAGAAGGUUUGACAGAACCUGAAGAUCUAUGUCUUGCUGGCUUUUACUGUAAUGGCAGUGCCAAGGUGUCAAAUCCAACAUAUGCAAAAUGUCCCAUUGGACAUUUCUGCGUGAAGGGAAGUUAUAUACCUGAACCUUGUCCACGUGGCUCGUUUGCAAACUCGGAGGGAAAUAAAAACGUCACAGACUGCAGGCCUUGUAGCCCUGGAUAUUAUUGUGAUCCAAAGGCCACUAUCGUAGAAGAACGACCUUGUGAUGCUGGUUAUGUUUGUAUCUUGGGUUCUACCACUCCACGCCCAACAGACGGUAUAGAGGGAAAGGCUUGUCCCAGAGGCCAUUUCUGUACUAAAGGAACUGUAAAGGAAGAACCAUGUCCCAGGGGCCAAUAUGGUCCCACUAAAAGCCAGAGUGUUUGUGAGAACUGUCCAGUUGGCUUCACUUGUCCCAACACCUCUGUUAUUCAGCCAACGCCUUGUUCUCCGGGACACUAUUGCCCAGGUGGUGAGUCGUUGCCCAAGGGAACACCAUGUCCGAGUGGAACGUAUCUUCCUACUGAAUAUGGCAAAUUUAAAAAUGAGUGCUUGGCAUGCCCGCCUGGCAAGUACUGUGAACUUCCUGGCCAGGCUAGCGCAACUGGACCUUGUCGUGCCGGCUACCUUUGUAGAGGUGGAGCCAGAUUUUUUUCACCUAAUGAUACCGGUGAUGCAGACAAUGGCCCUUGCCCCCCAGGGUUCUACUGUGAAGAGGGAACAACAAAUGGCACCUGGUGCCCCGAAGGAACCCUCAGGCCAUACUCGGGUGCUAAAUCGCGUAAUGACUGUUUGCCUUGUACUGGAGGGAAAUAUUGUUAUCAACCUGGACUGCUCAUUGCAACCGAAGACUGUCACCCAGGUUACUACUGCCCAGCAGAAGAAGACAUUCGCUAUCCAAAACCAAGCAACUUCCUUUGUCCAAUUGGGCAUUUCUGUCCAAAGGGCACUGCCAACCCAUUUAGCUGUGCACCAGGGACAUAUCAGAGUCGUAAACAGCAAGUAUCAUGUGACAUCUGCCCAAAAGGCUUCUACUGCCUUGCCAACACUUCUGACCCCAUAGCGUGCCCUCCCCAUCACUUCUGUCCGAACGGUACACACACCCCAGUGGUCUGCCCUAAUGGAACAUUUACGAACGACCAAGAAACUGGACUGAGCAAUGUCGAUCAGUGUAGACCUUGUGUUGCUGGUCAUUUUUGCCAGCUUGGUGUCAUCACUGACAACUGUACUGCUGGAUAUCUGUGUUACAUUGGCAAUCCUACCCCCACCCCUGAUGGGUCUAAUUCAAGUAUUGGAGAGAUAUGUCCCAUUGGUUACUACUGUCCUGCUGGGACCUUAAAGCGCCAGAGGUGUGAGCCAGGUUUGGUAAUCCCUUACAAGGGAGCCAGAUCAAAAGCUGAAUGUCAAGUGUGCCCGGCUGGAAAGAUUUGCGUCAGUGGUGACUCUAUACCUAAAGAUUGUACCGUUGGAUAUUACUGUCCCUUCAAUGACACUGCGAGACCUUGCCCUCUGCAAACAUUCAACAAUGUAUCUGGUGCGACAGAUAUAAGCUUUUGUCAUCCAUGCCCUGCUGGAUACUAUUGCUGGUAUGAAGGUCUCUCCGACUACGCCACGUCUCCAUGUCCAGUUGGUCAGUACUGUCUUAAUGCCACAGACCAACCCAUACCUUGUCCAAAUGGCACCUUCCGUGAUUCCACAGGGGCACGUAACAUAUCUGAGUGUCACCUUUGUCCUGCCGGGAGGUAUUGUCCUCUGUCGAACAGUAGUUUCUAUGGAUACGAGUGCCCAGACGGAACUUUCUGCCCUGCGGGAAGAACAUCACCAACUGUUUGUCUUCCUGGUUAUUACUGCAAGGAAACUAAAACUCAAGUUCCAUGCCCAGCUGGCUUUUAUUGUCCAAAUGGAUCCGAGUCAUACAUCACCUGUCCCCACGGGUCUUACUGUGAUCCGGAAGAUCGUUGUGAUCCCACUGACCUUAGUGCAGGUGCCUGCCAGCCGAAGAUAUGUCCAUUAGGUUACAAACAGGUAGAAAAUUCUUCGAGAAAGAACUUCAAUGAUACGUGCGAGAUUUGCCCCCCGGGUUCUUAUGGAAAUCAUCCCGAACGUCGGGAAUGUGCUCCUUGCCGUGGUGGCGUCAUCUGUUUGAAAGGAGCAACUACAGAUGACCCUGGCUUAAAUGGAACAGAACUCGGUGUGGCGAAAACCAACUCUUACCUUUGCCCGCAGCGUUACUUCUGCCAGAGCGGUGAUCCAAAAUUGUACCCCUGCCCGAAUGGAACUUACAAUGACCAGCUUGGUGCUGCACAUAUUGGACAGUGUAAACCAUGUGCAAAAGAUCACUAUAAUCCCUGGGUGGCUCAAAAUUCAUGCCUGUCUUGUAGCCCGCUGAGUUCUAAACCAGCUGCUGAUAGGUGCGAAUGUACUGGAAAUAACCAAGUAUACCAGAUAUCGGAAAAAACAUGCACCUGUAAGAAGGGUUACGAGCAGCAAAACGGAGAUGAAUGUGUCCAGAAGCUCUACCAAUCAUGCGCAGAUGGUACUUAUCGAAAUCAGGAGGGGAUUUGUUGGACUGAGGCACAAUGGAAUGAUUACUGCAAUAAUACGAAAUGUUCUCAGGGUUCCCUUGGAUUUGUGGGAGAACUGGGCCUUUGUAAGUGCAAGGUUACAAGCAAAGACGACGUUUGUGACAGAGAAUGCAGGUUACAGCAGGAAAACCGGAUUCAAAUACUUUGCAAAGACCCACCACAACUGAGAAUCAAUUCCCCUUUCGGAGAGUCACCAGUCUUUAAUUUGUCAGACCUAGCGAGUAUACCGAACUUCGGGGAAACGUUUGAUUGCACUGAUGGCCAAGAGUUCGCUAUAAGUCUUGUUGUCCUUCAAGACGGAGAAGUGCAAGGGGCAUAUGAUCCUAAUGCGGAAGAGACCUCUGCUCUGUUAGCUGCACAGCAAGCACUCAGCUCGGCAAACUCGUCUUCAGCAUCGAGCAGAAGGAAGAGAAGAGCUGUGUCUGGUUUGUCGUACAGAGGCAUGACAAAUCCAACCAUUUGCCUGAAGCAUGGUUCGCAUAUGAUGUGGAAAGUGUCUAACACAGACUUCCCUAAAUACGACAAAAGCAACCUGUACAACACAAAUCCAUCCUUUGAUGAUGGACCAUUUAAAGCUUUGGAAGAAAAACAUCAGCUGGAAUCCACCAAAUUUGAGUUGUUUGCCUACAGGUUUGAUACAGAAGGUGUUUAUGUGUUCACGUCCAGCGCUAAUCCAGAGAGCACCAUGUUUGUUCGCGUCAUGGCCAAAGGUGCUGAGUGUGCUGAAGAUGGUCCAUUUUUCCCCACCACGCCAAGGAAUGUGAUCCAAAAUGGCAUUGCAAUUUCGAGGGAUAUCGUUGUCAUGCCAGACUGGGUAUUAAUCGGCGCCAUGUUGGGAAGCUUCGCCUUAUUGAUGAUUAUUCUCAUUAUUGGUUUGUUAAUCUUCCGUAAACAUGGUUGGAAGAAAGUUACCUUCAAGUUCCCCCGCUAUCGUAAGCUGGCGCAGAAUUACAGCUUUGAUGACUAUUCCUCUAAAGGAUCCACGGUUCAUCCUGUUAAGAAGUACCACAGGAAUCUUGAGGCGCUCAAUCAGUAUGCGAAUGAAGGACCCUCGCAGGAGAAGGGCCCUGCAGUUGAUGAAGAAGUGAAGGGCGAUGAAUUCUGGGAUUACGACCAACAAGUGGAUUUAGAAGGUUUUACAUCCGGGAGAUUGUAUGGCAUUUUAGCUAAACAGUCCAGGGAAGUAACAGCAGCCAUAGCCAGACAAAAGGAUCAGGCAAAACAACUUUACCAGAAGAUCAACCAACAGACAGAGUCUCUUAAGGGAUUAUGGAUCGCCAAACUCAAUCUUAAAGGUCGUGCUGCCAUGGCAACACCGGAAGACUUGAGAAUGUUUGAGGCCAAGAAAGGAGAGCUUGAAGCUGAACUUGAGAGAAGGAAGGAGCUUGGUUUCAAUUUUCAGCAGAUCUUACAGCGGCAGAAAACAAUUCUGGAAGAAGACGAGGAAGCAAGAGAGGCACACUUAAUAGCGUUUGAUUCAUCUUUGCGUGAAGCGAUUCGUAUCCUGAAGGGUUACAGUGAAAAGCAAGGCAAGGGUGAUAUGGCAGGAGACUUCAACGACCAGUUAGAACACAGGAUUGGAAGUCGUGUUGAUGCAAUCAUUCAGCGGUUGAACGUAGAAAUAACCAGCGAAUGCCAGCGACGAGGAACCUGGGCGUUACUCGGACAAGACACUGGAGCGAGGCUGUGUACCAUUGAAGGAGAGAUCCUGAGCAUGAGUUACUUGUUUAACGCCGAUGGAGGCAUUCAAGCCACUGAUAUGAUAUCACAUGACCCACAUACGGGACUGAUGAUUCCCAACCCUACGACAGCUAAUAUGUUAUUGGCUGACAACUUAACAAAUAUUCCCGUCCCGCAGUACUUUUUCGUUCAUCCAAAGAGCGGGCGUGUCAUGCCCAUCGAGGGAAAUGUCGCCUAUGACCCGCUUGCAUCUCGCCUCUCAUUCACCGCUGAUAGCAAUAAUGCAGACGCAGCCACAUCAGCAGAAGCUCUUAUUCCGUUUGUACCAUACCCAAACAAUCCCCAGACAGGGGUCCCAGUGAAGUUGACUCUUAUACCAGUAGAGAAGAAAGGAGACAUGCGGCUGAAUGGGAGAAUGAUUUGUGGAAGGACUGGUCUUCCUGUUCCGAUUUUAGGAAUGACUAUUCAUCCAGAGACAGGUAAUGCUUAUCCAGUCGGUGGCUGUCAUGACGACCCAGUAACAGGUCUCCCAGUUGCCAUAGAGAUUGGUUCGAUGAUGCUGGAUCCCAACUCAGGUCGCCCAGCCCCCAUUGUAGCGGUGACCAUUGACCCAAGGACAGGCAGUGUCAUUCCCCUGGGUGGUACCCCAGGGGAUUUGGACAGAGGCGAUGAGAUCCCACUGCUGCUCAGUGACUCGUUCACAGAGCCUCUGGCAGGAAGGCCACUGAAAGUAACUGGUGCCAGGCUUGUGGAUGAUGGAGAGGAGAGGGAACUGGAACCAAUGGGUGGAGGCUAUCAGUAUGUGUUAGACGUUGGUGAACUCUAUUAUGAAUUCCGCGUUCUAGAGGCUCUGCAGGAUCUGAAAGAUGCUGUGACUGGUCCAGAUGAAUCGGAUGGCCGUCAUGAGCUAAGCAUGCUGGAGACUGCUCAGAAGGAUCUUCAGCGGGGACGCUCCAAGGUCAUGACGUAUCUUUUGAGAAGUGUUCAUGACAUUAUGCGCCGCGAGGAGCGCUGCUCUCUUUUGGCAGAGAGUGGUGGCAGCCCAGGAAUGUACGAAUUCUCAGCCACUGGUCAGCUGCUUCCUAUACUCAUAGGUACAACUAUGAGGGACCCAUCAGGAAUGGACCUCGAGGUCCCAAUCCUUGGCAUCGACAAAAACCACGAGACGGACACCAUUAUUCCCCUAGGAGGCUCCCUGGAGGACCCUGGUGGGGAGGGGUUGGUUGCUAUCAUGAUAGGAGAGAAGGCUGUGGAUCCAGUGACUGGUUCACUGUCCACCAUAUGUGGCGUGAAGAUGAACCAAGAGUUUGGCGUGACAGAACCUGUCACGCUUUCCUCUAGUACACACAGAAAGCGGCGCCCGCCCCCUGGUUCGGUGGCCCUUCUUGAGGAGGAGCUCGCUGGUCGGCGCAGUUUUUGGCGUCGUCAGCGACACCGUGAAGCUGAGCUCACGGAAGUGGAGUCCAAUCUUUGCCGCCAGCUGCUGGAAGAUGAACACGUGACAGCUCAUCGUGUGCAGGAACAACUGGAAAACAUUCAGGAAGAAACCGUGACCUUGGCUGAUGCGGCACGCCGUGAAGUGCAGCGACGUAGCGAAGCUUCAGUCGACCACGCUGCUGGUUUGCCGCCAGAUGUUGUGGCUGUGCUGACAAUGUUUGACGCUUUGGAAAGACAAAAGGAAGACGGACACAACAAUGCUCACAAACGCUUUGCUGACGCAAUCAACCGCUUCUUUGAUAAAUUGCGAACCGAAGAGACGAAGUAUAACAACAGAAUGGAAGAACUUCAGGGUGCAUUAAAUCCCGAAGCAGAAGCUGCCGUGACUGAUCGCUUCCAGCAAGCAAAGGCCAGGUUACGUGGCGAACUAAAAGAUCAGCUCCAGAGCCGCACGGAACAGCUGGACGAGGAGCACUCGGGACUAGAAUACGUCAGGAAUAAAGCCGAGAUUUCUGCAUUGGAAGCCAAGCUUGUCUUGACGGGAGGUGCAAUCAUCGCGGGCGAAUACGAAGUCACACUGCAGGGAAUAUACGGAGAUGAUCUUCCGCUACCCGAAGCCAAUCGGGAGCUUUUGCCUCUUCUUCAGCGCCUCAUCCGCCUUUUACAGGAGGGCAUGCCAGUGUUGAUGAACUCCGCUGGUCAAGUUGUUGGAGGCGGAUAUUCUGUACUCGGUGGCGGCGCUAAAUUUGACGUCAUCAACUCAAGUACUGUGUUGGAACGAGGCACUAGUGUUGCUCCAACUGUGGUGAUAAGCCAGCCUGUUGUCGCUUCUGAACAAACUCAAAAAGCUGCUGGUAUUACUCUAGCCCCAGGCCUCCAGCGUCAGUCAAGCGCUGUCUUCUCGACAGGGGAAAUUCUCUCAACAGUAGAAGUUGAUCAAAUGGGGCAAAAAUACAGCAGCGAAGCAAUGAAUAUUGCGGAGAUCGCCGCAUCAGGUGGCUUGACAGAGGCAAAGAGAAAGGAAAUCAGCAAGAACCUGAUGGAAAAACACACUCUGGAAUGUGCUCAGUUAGAGAAUGAACUUCGCUCAAACGAAAUCAAAAUCAUCUCUGAGGUUAUAACUUCGUAUGAAGAGAAGAAAGGCAAGGCCGUGACUGAGUUACAGGGAGAACUUAGGGAAAAACUACGACGGGCACAAAGCGAAGAAGAGAAAGAAGCUCUCGUACGGGAAUACUCAGAAAAAAUGAGUAAGGUACAGGAAGAUAUUGAACAACAGAAACAGAGGAAACUGAGGGACGUUAGAAAACUUUUGAAAGAAGAGCGAGUACGACGCAAGAAAGAGCUUUACAAUCGUCAUAAGGAAGAAGCUCGCAUUGCUGGGGUUAUUGACGUCAUCGAUCUUGAUCUCCCGGAUGAGGAUGAGCUGGAGAGAGGUCUGAUCUUAUUGGCUCAGCAGCAAGAGAAGCUAUUGGCUGAACUGGCACUUGCCUACGAACAAGAAAGUGAACGUGAACGAGAGGAGAUGGAGUCCGGCAGACGAGCGGAAUUUGAUAAGGAGAUGGAAGCACGAGUGAAAUCCAUGAAUUUAUCACUUGCUCCAGAAGAGAUCGAGGAAGCUUUUGAAGAAGUGCGAGAGCUUCACUCGCGAGCUGCUUCUAGGAGAGUCAACAUGAAAGAAAAGAUGAAAGAACGAAAAGAUCGUAAACGUUCCAAGAGGACUGAGGAGGAACUUAAAGAAGAGCUCAAACAUGUGGCACCUGGGUCCCCUGAGGAAGCAGAGAUCCUGGAAGCCCUGCGGAAACGAGAGAAUGCAGACGUAUUGAGAGAACAAGGCGCUCUGAUAGCAGUUUUGGCCGAGGUGGAGGCUGAACAAGAAGACAAGAAACGAAAACAGGUUGUGCAAGACCUAUUGAAGGGAACUAAAAUGUCUGAAGAAGAACAGCAACAAAUAGUGGAGAGGUACAUGGUGGAAGCUGAAGAGAUGAGAGAGCGAUACAACGAUCUACAGAGACAUAGCCGGGCUGUUCUGGCCGCUAAACUGGCUGCACGAAGACGUCAGAAGGAACAAAUGAACAAGGAAACUGCUAUGAAGAAAGAACUGAAAGAAAUGAGCAAGAAACAGGCUAAAUUAUCCGGGGACGAUGCCGCUGUGCAAGUGCUGGAGGCAGCGGAGGCUCAGCUAGCUGGUGACCUUAGUCAAGAGCUGGAGAAACUUGCUGAUAAACAAAUCGAAGAACAAACUGCUCUGGAAGUAAAGCAGGCUGAAGAGUUGAUCAACAUGGAGAAAGAACUGCAAGCUGCACAACAGGAUGCAGGGAAUCAAGUCGCAGAUCAGAUAGAAGAACAGAAACAGAAGCUACUUGAAGCCAAAAAGGAGACUUUCGCGAAAGAGAUGUCACGCAAGCGUAACGAACUAUCAAAGGACCAGGCUGAUAUGUUACUGGAGCAACACAAGCAAGAGCUGGAGAUGUUGUCACGCAGCAUGGAUGUGGAGAAACAGCGGCAGAUGAACUCGCUCAGUGACAAGAUUGCUGAGCGAAAGAGACGCAAAGCUGCUGCCUUGGAACAAAAACACCAGGCUGAAAUGGCAAAGACACUGAUAAACCAGCAAAGUGAAAGGCAACGAGUUCAAGAGGAUAAGAUUCGUGACGCCCAGAAGACAGCAUUGGCAGAUACGGUACAAAAUCUGGACAGUGAACGGGCUGGAAACACAAUAUACCAAGUGUUGCAACAAAGACACAUACAAGAAAGAGUACAACUUGAAGAACAGUUUAAUAGAGAGAUCGACGCUGCCAAGGCAGAAGCGCGGGCUCGCAUGGCUGAAACACGCCAAACAGAGAGAGAAGAACUAAUAGCAGACCAAGAGAAGGAAUUAAUGGAGUUGAUUUCCAAGUCAAACUCGAUGAGCACAGCUGAACUUUCUCAGUUGAAAGCGGAGUUGAAAUUAAAACAGAAGAAACAACUGGCACAGUUCGACGCAGAGACACAAGAGAAAGUCGCACAGGCCGAACUAGAUACCCUGCCCUCUCUUGACGUGAAACAUGCUCAUGCCAGGUUGGAACUUAGAGAAAGACAACUGCUAGAGCUCGCGGGCACAAUGAGUGAGCUAUCUUCAGAAGAGGAACUCAUCAACAACUACAACGAAGAAGCCGAACGCGCUUCACAGGCAGCCAAAGAAUACCGAGAACAAACUAUGUUUGAAAUGGCCGAGAAAAUCGACAAGAUAAAGGCGGAAAGACAACAGCAGAGUGAUGAACAGAAAAGAAAGAUGGAUGACGAAAUAAAGCGUCUUGAAGCUGAGCUAGAGAAAGAGCGAGAACGAGAGGAACUGAGGCUAGCAGAGCGGGAGGCCGAGCGUGCUGCAAAGAGAGCGAAAGCAGCACAGGAGAGUGAAGCUGCUAAAGAACUGGCCAUGGCUCAACGAGGAAUGACCGAGGAACAAAAAGAGAAACUAAUGAAAGAACACGCGGCCAACAUGGCUAAAUUUGAAGAAAACCUUAAAAAAGAACAAGAGAGAACGAAAGCUUCGCUUCGCGAGAAACUUGAAGCCAGGCGAAAGAAGAAAAAAGAUGCAGAGAUGCAGAAAAUUAAAGCGGCUGCAAAGAUUGAGACAGAGGCUGCUGAAAAGAAAGAGAGACAAGAAAUGACCGAGCUACAGAAACAAGAGGCGGAGCGGCUGAAGGCAAGCACCCCAACUACACCCUUGGCUCCAUCAGAGACACGAGAGGGAAGCACAGAAGACCUAACCACCACUGAAAGUCUGCUUAUGUCAUCAGCAGAUGGUCAGCCUGUUAUAACCGCUGGACUGCCUGCGGGCGUUUCAGAGCAAGACUGGGUUUCGAUGCUGAUUGGUUCACCAAUAUUCGACAGCGUCGAUGAAAUUGAAAAUAUGCUGAAAAAUAACAUCGGUGAGGGAGGAGUAGCUGGGGCUAAAGGCGGACGACCGUAUAUCGACAUCAAAGACGCGCAAUGGUUGUGUCGAGGUGAUUUGGUCCCAGUGGAUAUUAAUGACCUCAGUCCUGCUAACUUUGUGGUGUAUCGCUUUGGAGUCUUCAUUACACAGAUGUUACACAAAGCAAUGGACGCACCUGAAGUUACUUUACUGCUCGCAUCCAAUUUGCCCCAAAAUAACUACGAAAGGAAUGCCUUCCGAAAUUCCUUCUUCUAUGAGCAUGCGCGGCGGGUGUUGUUAGUGAGGCAGGAGCGGAUGGAGUCUGUCGGAGAUUUCCUGGUUGUGAUCAUGCACUGUCUGGCGCACAUCAAGAUUGAAGAUCUUGUGGAUGAUCAGAACCCACUCUUUCUCAGGGAAUUCUAUAAGGCCUUCCGUCUUUGUUGUCAAGACCUGUUCUUUGCACGGUCUCGCAAUACACCGACCGCCCAGGGCCUAGCGGGGACUAGGUCUAGCCCCAAUCCCCUGGAGACGGCAUUCAAGCCUACGAGAUCCAUGACCGAGCGAGUGAAUGUGGUUGGAGAACUGGUGGACAUCAAAGUGUCGAGCCCAGUCGAUGCGGAUUUCUCUGUGCAGGGAAUAACAGAGCGUCUGGCGCGUAAGAACGCUUUCCUGACCCGAGCCAAACUAAAGGAGUACCUCUCAUCUGCGCAUGCUCCAUCGUCAAGGAAAGAAGAAUUCGCCAUGACGAGGCUGAAAGAACUUAGAGGAGAGAAAACCGAGGACGAACAAAGACCGAAGUCCCGACCUCUUGGUGUCAAAACCGGAUUAAAAUCCCCAAAAGAACUUCUUCAACGGCAAAUAAACAACCUGGAAGGAAAAGUAGACACUCUAAACACUGAACUGGCCCAAGUCAUGAAAACGGAGUCGGAACUGAACACUGCUGUCAAUCAAAUGGAGGAGGAUAACAACGUACCUGAGGAGAGAUUGUCAGCCGUCACUCAGCAGCUGACAAAUGCUGAACUACAUAAGAACAACCUCUUGAAGAAAGUCGAUUAUCUGGAGGACGAGAUCAAGAGGAAAACUAAGGAACUUAACGCUUUGAAUAGUCAGCACAUGUAGUGAUUUUUUAGCAAUCUUUCCAUUGACCAACGAACCGUACAUAAUCUUGGUACAAAAAUAGAAUUACUUCAGCGUGAUGAAAAUUUUGAUCGCAUCAAACAAUGUAUUUAUUACAAUGAAACAUAUCAGUGUUCUAUAUUUAUAGUUUAACACUUCACUAUAGGACAAAAGAACUGUUUACUGCGGUAUUUUCAUUGUAGGUGAUAAUCAAUAAGUCUCGUGAAGUAUAGGACCACAGGCUCCCAUAGAAUUUUAUGAAGAAACAAAUAGAGCUUGCAAUGUAGGGCUUCUGUUUUCGUUUACAAAAUAGAUUUGAUUUUUUAUAGACGUUUUAUUUAUUUAUUUAAGGCGCUUUGAUGAUUGAUGAUAAUUCUAUUUUUGUAAAGCUUUGUUAUUUGUAAUAAACUCGAUAUUUGAAACUUAAA
Stylophora pistillata is the source of this 22085-nucleotide messenger RNA. RefSeq lists its product as uncharacterized. Gene Ontology annotation, cellular component: extracellular region. The record is from RefSeq and is a predicted model, not a curated record. NCBI's taxonomy places the organism in Eukaryota, Metazoa, Cnidaria, Anthozoa, Scleractinia, Pocilloporidae. Gene Ontology annotation, molecular function: chitin binding; protein binding.